Diaporthe amygdali is the source of this 1662-nucleotide messenger RNA. RefSeq names its product transcription initiation factor tfiid subunit 9. The transcript has 2 exons. Gene Ontology annotation, cellular component: SAGA complex; transcription factor TFIID complex. Gene Ontology annotation, biological process: DNA-templated transcription initiation; RNA polymerase II preinitiation complex assembly. The record is from RefSeq and is a predicted model, not a curated record. NCBI's taxonomy places the organism in Eukaryota, Fungi, Ascomycota, Sordariomycetes, Diaporthales, Diaporthaceae. Gene Ontology annotation, molecular function: transcription coactivator activity; protein heterodimerization activity; RNA polymerase II general transcription initiation factor activity. Bases 1 to 1662 code for a protein of 553 amino acids.
AUGUCUCCUGCCGCUCCGCCUCAGACAAAUGGCGUGCCAUCCUCUUCGCCUGGCGGCUCCGCGUCUCAGACCGUUAACAACACCCAGUCGCAAUCCCAGCCAUCCAACUCCCAGACACAACCAGCUACCAACGGCGUAGCUUCAAACUCACAACCAUCGCAGUCGCAGUCGCAGCCCCAACCAUCAGCAGCAGCAGCACAGGGCUCCCCAGCAGCUGCCGCUGCAGCCUCCCAACCUGCGGCACCGACCUCACCUACCAGCUCCGCCCCGAGACCGCGCGACCAGCGCACAAUCGAGCUACUCCUUAACGCUCAAGGUGUUACGGCCUUCGAAUCUCGCAUACCCCUUCUUCUGCUCGACUUCGCCUACCGACACACCGCCUCUGUGCUAAGCGACUCCAUCUACCUCGCCGCCGAUCCAUACACUACACAUGCCGGAUCCAAGCCAUCUGCCACGGCUGGUGGCACGGCUACGGUUCCAGGCAGUGGCGGGGACGCAACCGUGACCGCCAAUGCUGUGAAAUUGGCAAUCGGCGCACGGCUGGCUUACCAGUUUCGCGGCGGCGGCGGCGCGACCGGCGGCGGCGGCAUCAGCAAGGACGCUCUUGCGAGUCUAGCUGCCGAGAGGAACAAGGUUGCGUUGCCGCGUGUGCCGCCCGGCGAAUGGGGCGUGCGACUGCCGAGUGAGAAGUUUGUGCUUAGCGGUGUAGGUUGGGGGCUUCGAGAUGUUCUCGCGAGGAAUGGCGAAGAUGAUAGUGAAGAAGACGACGACGAAGACGAGGAGAUGGUUGACGCCAUGGAACAUCAGCCGAACGAUGAAGAUGUCGGCGGCGAUGGAGUCGAGGGUGGUACAAUGGAGGAUGUCUUUGGUGCAGGCCAAGACGCGCAGGUCGGCGAGCAGGUUGGUGAGGAGGAUGUUGACAUGACUGCGGACGCGGCAAUAUUGGCGUCAAACAGGUUCUCACCAGCUGCAGGUAGCGAUGCUCUGAGGGAUUGGGCAGCUUCGGGACAGCCGCUCUACGCAUCUACGCCAUCCCCUCCAUUUGCAAUGUCACCAUUUGCAAUGUCGCGUACAGGUGAACGCUCCUGGGCUGAUGAUACGACAAUCGGUGAUCCUCAGGUGACGGCCAGUGCUGAGUCCUCCAUAUCAUCGAAUGAGGCAGGGGCGCACGAAGACAGCCGCAAGUUGGGCGGCGACACUCACACCCUAGAUAGCAACGAUACCGGCGCCAUUCAGAAUCCUCCUCCGAUACUCACUUUACCCAGAUCAGCAGAUGCCGGACGAGCGACUGAUGGAAGUGGACAGUGGACGCUGCAGGAAAAUCCACUGAGCAUUCUGAACAUUCCGCGCUCCUAUUGGCCAGAAUCUUACUUCGGUCAUAUGGCAUCGGCGACUGUGCCGUCAAACAGAGGCCGGCCUGAGACCCUGUACGAGACCAGAGCUGUGCACGCAGAGCGUGCGGUCAAUGGUUUGUCUGGAUGUUUACAAUCAGCACAAGCUCAGUCCAUCCUCGGGGACUCCAUCGGGCAGUACGGACGCCCUACUGAUCCAGUCUUAUCUGAGCGACUCGUCACUCCAGACUCAGCGCCAGGGCAGAGCCUAGGGCCACAACCAACAAAUGGCUUGUCGAAUGCGCAGCCUGGGUUACCUGGUACCGGGUAG